GGCUUGAAAUAUCCAGGAGUAAAGAGCCUUGCUCCAGACAAGCCAGGUGAAAUAUUUUUGAUGGAUUUGAAUGAAGACAAUCCCAGAGCAGUGGAGCUGAGAAUCAGCCGAGGGUUUGAUCUGGCGUCGUUUAACCCUCAUGGAAUCAGCACGUACAUAGACAGAGACGACACCGUGUACCUCUUUGUUGUGAAUCAUCCCCAUCAGAAGAGCACAGUAGAAUUGUUUAAAUUUGUAGAAGAUGACAAUUCUCUUGCACACUUGAAAACCAUUCGGCAUGACCUUCUGACCAGUGUGAAUGAUAUAGUAGCUAUGGGACCAGACAGCUUCUAUGCUACCAAUGACCACUACUUCUCUGACUUCAUCUUGAUGUUCGUGGAGAUGUUCUUGGGUUUGACUUGGUCAAAUGUUGUUUACUACAGUCCCAAAGAAGUUAAAGAAGUAGCAGCUGGAUUUUAUUCAGCCAAUGGAAUCAACAUCUCACCCGACAGAAAGUACAUCUAUGUGGCAGAUGUAUUAGACCAUAAUGUCCAUGUUAUGGAAAAACAUGAUAAUUGGAGUUUAACCCAUGUGAAGACGCUGCAGCUGGACACUCUGGUUGACAACCUGUUUAUUGACGCUCACACGGGAGAUGUCUGGAUAGGGUGUCAUCCUAAUGGGAUGAAGCUGUUCUACAAUGAUCCUGAAAAUCUGCCGGCCUCUGAGGUCCUGUGCAUCCAGAACAUCCUCUCAGAGGAGCCCGUGGUGACACGUGUCUACGCUGACAAUGGCUCUGUGCUGCAGGGAACCUCGGUGGCAUCCAUCUACAAGGGAAAGCUGCUCAUCGGAACUGUCUUCCACAGAGCUCUCUACUGUGAGCUGUAGCUCGGUGUGGGUAAGAUCUGCUGCAGCGGAGAGGAUGGAAUGCCUUGGGAACUCACGUAUUUUCUGCUAGAUUUGCUAACAAGAAGACUGUUGCAAUAAAGGUUAACUAGACUCAUG
Messenger RNA from Mesitornis unicolor (brown roatelo), 981 nucleotides. Its product is annotated as serum paraoxonase/arylesterase 2. The record is from RefSeq and is a predicted model, not a curated record. The annotation marks the transcript as partial. Gene Ontology annotation, molecular function: arylesterase activity. NCBI's taxonomy places the organism in Eukaryota, Metazoa, Chordata, Aves, Mesitornithiformes, Mesitornithidae. The transcript is spliced from 6 exons.